GGCGGUUCUCUCGUUCUGGGAGGACAUCAUAUGACGUCCUCCCAUUCUCACCGCGCAUCACCGAUCCACAGAAAGAGCCGACGAUGUUGGCUCGGUCAUGGGACAUGUGCACUGAUCAUCAGGGCACUGAUGAUCAGUGUGCCCUGAUGAUCAGUGUAGCUCCAGCAGUGCCACCUGUCAGUGUCCAUCAGUGCCAGCUCUCAGUGCUCAUCCAUGCCACCUGCCAGUGCCCAUCAGUGCCACAUAUCAGUGCACAUCAAUGCCACAUAUCAGUGCCCAUCUGAGCUGCCUUUCAAUGUCACCUAUCAGUGCCAGUCAGUGCCACCUAUCAAUGCCAAUCAGUGCCACCUAUCAGUGCUGCCAAUCAGUGCCGCCUAUCAGUGUGUAUCAGUGCUGCCUAUCAGUGCCAGUCAGUGCCGCCUAUCAGUGCCAGUCAGUGCCGCCUAUCAGUGCCACAUAUCAGUGCUGCCUUUCAGUGCCCAUCAGUGAUGCCUGUCAAUGCCCAUCAGUGCCACCUACUAGUGCAUCCUAUCAGUGCCCAUCACUGCAGCCUCAUUAGCGCACAUCAGCGAAGGAGAAAAAUCACUUAUUUACAAAAUUUUAUAACAAAAACUAAGAAAUUUUUUUUUUUUUUAAAUUUCAGUGGUUUUUGGUUUAAGAAAAAAUAA
Messenger RNA from Staurois parvus, 668 nucleotides. NCBI's taxonomy places the organism in Eukaryota, Metazoa, Chordata, Amphibia, Anura, Ranidae. The record is from the annotation of a GenBank genome assembly.